Molecule: messenger RNA, 479 nt
Organism: Clupea harengus (Atlantic herring)
Lineage: Eukaryota; Metazoa; Chordata; Actinopteri; Clupeiformes; Clupeidae
Product: HLA class II histocompatibility antigen, DP beta 1 chain-like
Biological process (GO): antigen processing and presentation; immune response
Cellular component (GO): MHC class II protein complex; membrane
Source: RefSeq, a predicted model, not a curated record
UGAUAUCUUCCAAUGCAGGAAAUUAUAGAAAAUCAUCAGACUGAAAAAACUGCACUUUUACAGUUGAGCCCAGCGUGAAUCUGAAUUUGGUGAGGCCAGUCAGUAGCAAUCAGCUCGCCAUGCUGAUGUGCAGUGCCUACAACUUCUACCCACGAAUGAUCCGUGUGACCUGGUACAGAGACGGCCAGAAGGUGACCAGUGAUGUCUCAGCCACGGAGGAGCUGGCGGAUGGAGACUGGUACUACCAGAUCCACUCCCACCUGGAGUUCACCCCCAAAGCUGGAGAGAAGAUCUCCUGUGUGGUGGAGCACACCAGCCUUAAGGAGCCCAGGGAGUUUGUCUGGGACUCCUCCAUGCCCAAGGCUGAGAGGAAUAAGAUUGCCAUUGGGGCUGCUGGCCUGCUGCUGGGACUGGUGGUCUGUGCUGCUGGACUGCUCUACUACAGGAAGACAUCAAGAGGUUAGCAGUGGAGUGUUAGA